AUGGCGCACAAGGAAAGAAGUAACAAAUUAUUUUUGUUGAAAUUAUUUGUAUUUUCCAGCGUUCUUGUCGUUUGUCACUCUCAAUAUCAACCAACAUGGGAAUCGUUAGACUCUAGGCCCUUACCUUCAUGGUAUGACGAAGCAAAAUUGGGCAUUUUCCUUCAUUGGGGAGUGUUUUCAGUUCCGAGUUUCGGGUCUGCAUGGUUUUGGUACGACUGGAAAGUAUUCAAAUAUCAAGGCUAUAUCGACUUUAUGAAGGAGAAUUAUAAACCAGGCUUCACUUAUGCAGAUUUCGCUAAAGAUUUUACAGCUGAAUUUUACCAGCCGGCCCAGUGGGCUAAACUUUUCAAUGAUUCGGGGGCAAGAUACGUGGUGUUGACCAGUAAACAUCAUGAAGGUUUUACAAACUGGCCAUCAAAUGUUUCAUUUAACUGGAAUUCGAUGGAUGUCGGACCUCAGAGAGAUCUUGUGGGUGAACUGGCCACAGCUAUUAGAGAAGGGACCAACCUCCAUUUUGGAUUGUAUCAUUCAAUGUUUGAAUGGUUUCACCCGCUUUAUAUAGAAGAUAAGGCCAAUAAUUUUACAACUACUCGAUUUGCUAAGGAGAAAGCUAUGCCUGAAUUAUAUGAAAUCAUAAACCGAUAUAAACCUGAGGUACUUUGGUCUGAUGGAGCUUGGCAGGCCCCAGACACGUACUGGGGGUCCAAGGAAUUUCUGGCUUGGCUCUACAAUGAUAGCCCUGUACGAGAUACUGUGGUAACCAAUGACAGGUGGGGUAAAGGAGAUAUGUGCCAUCAUGGUGGAUAUUUAACAUGUACCGAUAAAUACAACCCUGGAACGUUACAGAAGAGGAAAUUUGAGAAUGCAAUGACGGUAGAUAAAUAUGCCUGGGGGUACAGACGUAAUAUCCAGAUAGCUGAUAUUUUAACUAUUGAGGAACUCAUAGAGACUUUGAUCGAAACGGUCAGCUGUGGAGGUAACUUGCUGGUCAACGUUGGACCCACGAAAUCAGGGUUUAUAAUCCCAGUAUUUCAAGAACGACUAACUCAGCUAGGACAAUGGAUGAAUGUUAACGGUGAGGCUAUCUACAGCAGUAAACCAUGGAGAUUUCAGAAUGAUACUGUUACACCCAGAGUUUGGUAUACCAAACAGAAAACAACUGAAGGAGAUGUUGUGUAUGGAACCGUUUUAAAAUGGCCGACGUCCAACACCUUGAUUCUUGGAGCACCCAAGCCCAGUGGACAGACGCUGGUCAAUUUAGUGGGUUAUCCACAACCUAUUAACUGGAAAGCUGGAGCUACUGGUGGAAUAGAAAUCAUGCUACCAACUUUAACUAUUAAUACUCUACCCUCCAAAUGGGCCUGGGUGUUCAAGUUUACAAAUCUACAAAAUUGAUACUUAAACUACCAUGCUGAAUUUUUUAAUUGAUUUUUAAUUUUAACUAUUUUUCACAUAAUUAAGGUAGAUUAGAUUACUUCAAAUAGAUGUUAAUGCUUUCAACUAUGCUUAUAAAUGUUUACUAAAAAAUACACGUAUAGAUACAUUGAAAUCUAAUUUUUACUGAAUUUAAAAUUUAUAUUAGUGAUUGACCAAUCAGAUGUCAGCUUUCUGAAAGCGUGUCUCAAAUUCAAAUUAUGAUAAUCAGAAGCAAUUUAUUUCUAUUAAAGGGAUUGUGAAGAGGUUUUCUAAAUUUAUUCAUGUGUAGUGGGGACACUGAUAACAUCAGCUAAAACUAAGUGUUGGAUGAUGAUGCAAAUCGCAAAGAGCGAAUUUAGUAAAUGUCUUUAGAAUCUCUUUAAAACAGUGUUGGGUGUUAUAGAAGAUACUCUUCUAUAGAAGCACUGGCCAAGGUCACAAGUAUUAGGUGUUAUAGAUGAUACUCUCCUAUAGAAGCACUGGCCAAGGUUACCAGAAGAGAACAUACUUCUUUUACAUCAAUUAUCAAUUUGGGUAAUAAAGAUUAAAUGUUCUGUGCUGCAUGUAAAGAGAAAUUACUACAAUUCUGAAAAGACUGAAAUAAUACAAUGCUCACAAAAAAUACAAAAAAAUUGUUAAAAACACAUAAUGUAAUUGUUUCAGAGAGUUAAAGGAAUGGGGUCCCAAUUUACCAUGGAGAAUUACCAGUAAAAUAUUUACAAUAUGUGAUAAUGUCAUUUUUAUACUUCUGUAUGUUUUACAAAUUUUACAUUUCUAUUUUAUAUAUAUAUGUUAUUACUAAUGUCUUAAAAUUACCUAAAAUAAAUGAGAUUAAAUCAUGUAAAAAUAUUUUAUAUAUAUAUAUGUUUGUACUAAAACCUCAAAAUUACUUAAAAUAGAUAAGAUUAAAUCAUGUAAAAAAAAUGUAUUAAUAUAUAUUUUUACUAAUAUUUUAAAAUUCGGGUUUAAAAUUACCAAAAUAGAUGAUAUUAAAUCCAGGGUUCAAUUUAGAUUGAAGAAUUUGGUCAGCAAUUUAUGACCCAACACCAAAUUUUGACUCGCUAACUGCGAUGCGAUAUCGCUUAAAUUGAACCCUGCUUUUAUCAAAUCACACAAAUAAAUAAUAUUAAAUUGUUAAAAAUACAGUCUAAUAAAAUUUAGAUCAAACUUUCAUUCAGGUUAGGUCAAAAGGUUAUUGUGAGGAAUGUUUAAGAGGGCCGUCUUUAGACCCUUACAGAAGUGGCUAUAUAAAAAUAAAAGCUAAUAGAAAUACAAAAUGAAAAUUUGAUCUAAUUUAAAGUAGACUAGUAAAAAUACAGACUUCUAAAGUUCAUAUUUUAUUGUUUCAUUAUUUUGUUAUAUUAUUUUGUUAUCUCUCAGUUUGUUUAUAAUUUGUUUUGUUUAUGAGGUUGAAUAAAUUUGGUUUAUUUUUUUCA
Lottia gigantea (owl limpet) is the source of this 2852-nucleotide messenger RNA. RefSeq lists its product as hypothetical. The transcript has 8 exons. Gene Ontology annotation, biological process: glycoside catabolic process; fucose metabolic process. Lineage: Eukaryota; Metazoa; Mollusca; Gastropoda; Lottiidae. Gene Ontology annotation, molecular function: alpha-L-fucosidase activity. Gene Ontology annotation, cellular component: lysosome. Bases 1 to 1395 code for a protein of 464 amino acids. The record is from RefSeq and is a predicted model, not a curated record.